UUCGUCGCACCUCGGUAGAUCUGCAGAUAAGAUCACGCCUUUUUAUUGAAGCUUACACCCACACUGAUAAAUUUGCACCCGCUGAGUAUUAAGCAAAAGAGAGUGAGAUUAUCUAAUAUCAUUUGGAGAGCGAGGCUGAAAAGGCUAAUGUCUGUCCUCUGCCACCCCCAUGCCUGCAACUGCAAACUGCUCUUCCUUUAUAGAGACAGAGAGACUUUUAGUGAGAGAAAUGCAUACCUCUAGUAAGAGAAAGUUGAUGGUGAGGGAGAAUAAGUGAGUAAUCAUGUCUACGGGAGUAGAGGAAGCUCUUAUUAAGUUCAUGCGGAAGAAGUCUAUAGUGGAAGGUGAUGAGCAAUGAAUUGUUAGAGAGAUAUUGCAGCUAGAAAGAUAGGAGACAUUUAAAGGUCGGAUCUUUGGAGGGAUAAAAUGGAGCUCAGCAAGUUAUGCAUUUUAGUUGGAGAAGUAGCUACAGGGACGGGAAGUAGCUGGUAGCUGCAGGUUAGCUGUAUGGGCCUGUGAUAAAAGGCACUGCCACAUCGAUGUGACAAUACGAGUAUGCGAUCUUAACCAGAGGCGACUCCAGCUUCCAGAGCUUUGAAGCUGCGACGCUUCCAAGCGCGCGUUUAGUGGCUGUACGCAAUGCGAAGGAGGUGGUCGUUGUCAUUUGUUCUGGCUCUGUUUCUUGCGUGGGGUUUCUGUUUCUGCGGCGGAAUAACCGGUGGAAACGACGGUUUGACGCUUGUAGAAAUCAAGAAGUCGUUCCGCAAUGUUGAUGAUAUCCUCUAUGAUUGGACUGGUGCUGCUUCCUCAGACUAUUGCUUCUGGAGAGGGAUAACCUGUGACAACAUAACCUUCGAAGUUAUUUCACUCAAUUUCUCUGGCUUAAAUCUUGAUGGGGAGAUCUCACCAGCAAUAGGGAAUCUCAGAAGCCUUGUCACACUUGACCUCAAAUCGAACCAACUUUCGGGCCAAAUCCCUGAUGAGAUUGGUGAUUGUUCCUUAUUAGAAACAUUGGAUUUGUCAUUUAACAAUAUCAAUGGGGAUAUACCUUAUUCAAUAUCAAAAUUAAAGAAGUUGGAAAGCUUGAUUUUGAAAAGCAAUCAGUUGACUGGUCCUAUUCCUUCAACGCUCUCACAGAUUCCAAAUUUAAAAUUUUUGGACUUGGCUCAGAAUAAAUUGAGUGGGGAGAUACCCAGGCUUAUUUAUUGGAAUGAAGUAUUGCAAUACCUGGGAUUGCGAGGAAACAAUCUGGAGGGAAGCCUAUCUCCUGAUAUGUGUCAGUUGACCGGGCUUUGGUAUUUUGAUGUGAAGAACAACAGUUUGAAGGGGACUAUACCUGAAAGCAUAGGAAACUGUACAAGUUUUCAAGUUUUGGAUCUUUCGUACAAUCAAUUCUCUGGAGAAAUUCCCUUCAACAUAGGAUUUUUGCAAGUUGCUACUUUGUCAUUGCAAAACAAUAAGUUUACUGGAUCUAUUCCUUCUGUUAUUGGUCUUAUGCAGGCUCUGGCUGUAUUAGACUUAAGUUGUAAUCUUCUAAGUGGACCAAUCCCUCCUAUUUUGGGCAACUUAACAUAUACAGAGAAGCUGUAUUUGCAAGGCAACAGAUUGACUGGACCUAUACCACCUGAGCUUGGUAACAUGACGAUGCUUCAUUACUUGGAGUUAAAUGACAACCAGCUUACAGGGAGUAUACCACCCGAGCUUGGGAAGCUAACAGACUUAUUUGACUUGAAUAUUGCGAACAAUUAUCUUGAAGGGACUAUUCCUGAUAAUUUGAGCUCAUGUGUGAAUCUUAAUAGCCUUAAUGCACAUGGAAACAAGUUGAAUGGUACCAUUCCACGGACUUUUAAAAACCUUGAUAGUAUGACAUAUUUGAAUCUAUCUGCAAACAAUCUGAAAGGUCCAAUUCCUAUUGAACUUUCAAGAAUUGGGAAUUUAGAUACGCUUGAUAUAUCAUCUAACAUGAUCAGUGGCCCUAUUCAUUCCUCCAUUGGUGAUCUAGAACAUCUUCUUAAACUGAAUUUGAGCAAUAAUCAUUUAUUUGGUUACCUUCCUCCAGAGUUCGGAAACUUGCGAAGUAUCAUGGAGAUUGACUUAUCUAGAAAUCAGCUCUCAGGCCAGAUACCCCAGGAGUUUGGAUUGCUUCAAAACCUCAUGCUAUUAAGAGUAGAAAACAACAAUUUAUCUGGCGGCAUAAUGUGCCUAACCAAUUGUCCUAGUCUUUCUGUUCUCAAUGUUUCAUACAACAAAUUUGUUGGUGAUAUACCAAACAUGAACAACUUAUCGCGCUUCUCUCCUGAAAGCUUUAUAGGCAACCCUGGUCUGUGUGGUUACUGGCUUGGUUCUCAAUGUGAUUCAGCCAAUCCAUCUGUGAGAGCUAAACAAGCCACAAUUUCCAAAGCUGCCAUUUUGGGAAUUGCUUUGGGAGCUCUUGUCAUUCUUCUGUUGAUUUUAGUUGCAGCAUGCAGGCCACACAAACCUCCAACUUUUCCUGAUUAUCCACAAAAACCAGUUACCAAUGCGUCACCUAAGCUUGUGAUCUUACACAUGAAUAUGGCUCUACAUGUCUAUGAUGACAUAAUGAGAAUGACUGAGAAUUUGAGUGAGAAGUAUAUCAUUGGAUAUGGUGCAUCAAGCACUGUUUACAAGUGUGUGCUUAAGAACUGCAGGCCAGUAGCCAUCAAGAGGAUUUACUCACACUAUCCUCAAUACCUUAAGGAAUUUGACACAGAGUUGGAGACACUUGGAAGCAUCAAACACCGAAAUUUAGUCAGCUUACAAGGAUACUCUCUUUCACCAUUUGGCAAUCUACUCUUUUAUGAUUACAUGGAGAAUGGGAGCCUCUGGGAUCUUCUCCAUGGAUCUUUGAAGAAGAAAAAGCUCGAUUGGGAGACUCGACUAAAAAUUGCCCUGGGAGCAGCAGAAGGUCUGGCUUAUCUACACCAUGACUGCAGCCCCCGGAUCAUUCAUAGAGAUGUGAAGUCCUCUAACAUACUAUUGGACAAAGAUUUUGAGGCUCAUCUCACUGAUUUUGGCAUUGCAAAAUUCCUUUGUGUGAACAAAGCCCAUACCUCGACGUAUGUGAUGGGAACCAUAGGCUACAUUGACCCCGAAUAUGCUCGAACUUCUCGGCUUAAUGAGAAGUCUGAUGUCUAUAGCUAUGGCAUCGUCCUACUUGAACUCCUCACAGGCAAGAAGGCGGUCGAUGAAGAAUGCAACUUGCAUCAACUGAUAUUAUCGAAGGCAGUAAACGAUGCAGUAAUGGAAACAGUUGAACCGGAAAUUUCAGCCACCUGCAGUGAUCUCGGCCCUGUAAAGAAAGUGUUCCAGUUAGCUCUCCUCUGCACCAAAAAGCAGCCCUCGGACCGGCCGACAAUGCAUGAAGUGGUUCGGUUACUAAACUUUCUUGCUAAACCAAACCUUUCUUCAUCAACGAAGCAGCUGCUUCCUUCACCUCCACUUCCAUCGACAAUGCCAAGCUACAUGAAUGGGUAUUCAGGGUUUCAGAAAACAUCUGCUCUUACUUGUACUUCUUUCAGUUCCUCUGAUGCCCAGCUCUUUCUCAAGUUUGGUGAGGUAAUUUCUCAUAACAGCGAGUGAUAGUGAUCUUAAAAAAUUCACAUCAGAAUCAAAUGUAGAAAUGGAAGUUGCAAAGUUCUGCCUUUUUUUGGUUUCCUGUGAAACUAAGGGGAGUUUUCUUUUGAAAAUCAACUUAGGGGAGUUGGCUCUCUUUCUGUUUGGCAAUCAAAAUCUUUAAUCAUUUUUGUCAUAAGGAUACCUUUUCCAUGCUUUCUGUAGGAGAUUGAAUUCAAGGAACUUUGCUAUGUGAACGUCAGAAAUGAUGAAAUAUAUAUAUGCUUGAAUUU
This is a messenger RNA of Dendrobium catenatum, 3866 nucleotides long. RefSeq names its product LRR receptor-like serine/threonine-protein kinase ERECTA. The transcript is spliced from 28 exons. Gene Ontology annotation, molecular function: protein kinase activity; receptor serine/threonine kinase binding; ATP binding. The record is from RefSeq and is a predicted model, not a curated record. Gene Ontology annotation, biological process: protein phosphorylation. Bases 640 to 3600 code for a protein of 986 amino acids. Lineage: Eukaryota; Viridiplantae; Streptophyta; Magnoliopsida; Asparagales; Orchidaceae.